CACGUAAUAAGCCACAGACAGCUCCCUCUCACCACGCUGCUGCUGCAACAUUUAGCCCAGCUCCCACAGCUUCCCCUCCUCGCACGCUGCUGCUGCAACCAAUCACUGUUCCAAGUUCCCCGCCAAUGACGGAGCGUGGAUUAGAGAGCACUUGACUGUUCCUGCAUCACGCCAGGCGUGUCUUUGAUCGCCCGGCGACAGUAUUUCACUGGAGGAAGCCCCUCUGCUGCGAGGUGUGAGUCUGGUCAUUUUUGACGGGAUAAAUCCGGAAAACACACUAUGGCUAGAUCGGUCCGCAAGUAUGUCCGCCGCGUCACUCAGGGGAUCACUGGCGCUUUCCAUAGCUCCCCGAAACGCCAAAAUCCUGCUGCUGCAGCAGCGAAUGAAACGCCCGCGGCCCGGACUCCUGUCCAGGCUACUGCCCAGACUACUGGCUCCGUCCCAACUGAGGUUCUCCCGGUCACCAAGGUCCCGGCGUUGGACACCGUGGAUGCCUAUGUCGUCGACAGGCCAGUUGAGGACUCUGUCGGAGCAAGCCAGCGAAUCAAGAUCUCAUGCAGUUCCGAUGUCUGCAAUGCGAAGGUGAUCGAUGGUGUUGUCGCCGGCUAUGCGCGUUUCGUCUCUUCCUUGACGGGCCUUGAGGACGUCGCCUUCUACUUCACUCGUCACUCGCCAUUCGUGUCCUCGCCUGUGCAGUCGAUUAUUACUGCCUCUCCUGUGCAUGGUGGCGACCAGAACAAGCUUGUCUCUCGCGAAGCCGAUGCGACACACGCCAACGACGAUGAAAUCCAAUUCUACGCUGAGCUGGGGUUCGGUGUUGGGCCUGAAAAUGGCGAACACAGACUCCCCUCUCAGGGAACCGCCUUUACACUGUUCGUCGAGCCGGACAGAAAGGAGAACGCCCUCCAUAUCAGCUUCGCAUUCCCGCGACGCUUGAUUCCGAGUGCAGCGGUAGAGCAACUGCUGCACACGCUCUCACUACAAAUCGCCGAUUCUUCUCCAUUAUUUACUAUUUCAGGGCCAGAGCCUGCAUUAUCAGUUUUGAAUUUCCCACCAUCCAUGAUACCCCCUACCGCGGAGAGCUCGGCGACAGGCUCACAUCUUUUGCAUGCUGCUUUUGAGAGCUGCGCCCAUAGGAGCCCGCAUGCCAUCGCCUUGGAUUUCGUUGAUUCACUGGAAUCUGAGACGACAGCAGCAAAGCACAGCAUUCUAACCUAUGCAGCCCUCGAUACGGCAGCUUCUAACUUGGCAGUUCAUAUUAGAUCGCUUUUGGACACUGACUCUUCUGAAUAUAGACGCAUUAUCCCUGUUAAUAUGUCCACCUCACCUGAACUAUACAUCUCAUAUCUUGGUAUUCUGAAAUCGGGCCACGCAUUCUGUCCUGUGCCCCAGGACGCCCCUGCUCAAAGAAUACAAGAGAUCCUUCACGACAUUGAUUCUCCUAUCGUUCUCGGCAAUACGCCAGAACCCUCGACGGACUCCCGCCGAGAAGCUGGGACUGCAUACGAGUCUACGCCAACCUGGGUAGAUGUCGCUGAAGUUUCCAAAUGGAAGCAGCUGCAAGGCGACUCGACUCUGGCCUCCGGCGCUGAAACAUCACUGCAGCCUGCUCCUAUCGGCCAGACCGACACAGCCUACUUGCUAUUUACCAGCGGGUCUACCGGGAAACCGAAAGGCGUUCAAGUCAGCCAUUUAGCAGCUGCAUGUUCUAUUUCCUCCCACGCUACCGCCAUUCCCCUCCCUGGAAAGUCUGCCGGGGAUUUCCGCUGGUUCCAGUUCGCCUCGCCUUCUUUCGACCCUUCGUUGAUGGAAAUAUUCGUCACCCUGAGUAGCGGUGGUACCCUCUGCUCUGCUGAUCGACGCCUGACUCUGGCCAACCUGGAGGCUACGAUCAACGAGGCCAGAGCGACAAUCAUGAUGGCCACGCCGAGUUUAGCAUCACUCCUCCGACCCGAGCGCCUGAAUACGCUUGAAGCGCUGUGGUCUAUGGGAGAGAAACUUAAUCGCACCGUGAUUGACAACUUCUCACAGAGCCCAAGCAGCAAUGGGCUUCCUUCGAGAACCUUGGUGAACGCGUACGGUCCAACUGAAGGAGCCAUCAACUGCACAUUCGUCUCGCCGUUCGAACGCGAAAUGCGAGGAUCAAUUAUCGGAGAGCCGCUACCCACCUGUGCAAUGCUGGUUCUUUCUCCUGAUAGUCAUGACCCCGUCCCAGUCCCCAUUGGCACCGUUGGAGAACUGGCAAUCGGAGGACCGCAGGUGAGCAAAGGCUACCUGAACCGCCCUGAAGAAACCGCCAAGUCGUUCGUCCCUAGUGAGAUAUAUGGGGAUCUUUAUCGAACCGGCGACAAGGCACGCAUAGUCUGGGAUAAAAACGGGAACCAGGUUAUUGAGUAUCUAGGUCGCAUCUCCACGGACCAGGUUAAGAUAAACGGACGUCGUGUGGAGCUUGGAGAAAUCGAAUCUGCAAUUGCAACUGUGCCUGGUAUCACGGAAGUCGUGGUCGUGGUGGUCAAUCGAGACACGAAGUCUCAAGGAAACGAGCAGAUUGUCGCUUUUCUCGUGGCAAACGAUGAUAGUCAAGCAGAGAGAGAACGGAUAAUCGAACAGGCAAAGAAGAGCACGGCGCAGCAUCUUAUUUCGGCAAUGUGCCCGUCUUCUUAUACGUUCCUCGAAUCUUUGCCGCGAUCAAGUUCUGGCAAGGUGAACCGCAAAGCCUUGUCUGCUGCACUACAUGAGAAGAUCGAUAUGCCCAUGACCAACGGGCAUAGUUCAGACAAGUCAGAGGGCUGGCAGGAUACCGAGGACAAGGAAUUGCUGUCCACACGGCAAUUAGUGAUCCGUCUCAUGGCGCAGACGACCGGCGAAGAUGCUUCCACGAUAAAUCCCGGAACAGAACUAUACUCGAUGGGCUUGGAUAGUUUAGGUGCCAUGCGACUCUUACAAGCCCUAAAGGACAACGGCGUUGAUGGUUUAUCAGUGAGCGAUGUACUACAGUCACAGACAUCACAGGAGCUCGUCUCCCUCAUCCACAGCCACCAGGUCAAUGGAAGGGCCAAGACGAAUGGUGUACACCCAGACAGCCAGGUGGAUAGCCUCCAGUCAAGUCUUGCGUCAUUUGACCAGCGUAAUCGGACGCGCUGCGCGGAAAGUCUCGGGGUCGCAUCUGAGUCUAUCAACGAAGUGCUGCCAACCACCGCAACUCAGUCUGGCAUGUUGACGAGUUUCCUCCGCAGUUUGGCAGACGAGUCUUAUUCGAAGCCAACCUACAUCUACCACACGGUUCUUCCUCUCGAGGCAAACGUCGACAUUGCAAAGGUCAAGGCAGCCUGGGACCAAGUUAUCGCCAACUAUGACUCUUUCCGCACACUGUUUUGCAUGGUCGAUGAUGAGCUGGCGCCGUUUGCGCAGUGCAUUUUGACGUCUGGCAGCGCCCCUAAGAAAGACUGGGAUACCUAUACGAGUCCGAACGAGAAUGCCUCUGAGGAGGAUAUUCUCGACAAUGCCUUGCGGGCUGCUGAGAAAUCCAUCGAUUUGAACACGCCGCCUUGGAAGUUAUCACUUGUGGAAUCAUCAGGCCGCUCGCUCCUGAUACUGAGCAUGUUCCACGGAAUAUUCGACGGCGGGUCCUUGCAGCUUCUGUUGGAAGAUGUAUAUUCGGCCUAUUCUGCGAAAUCUUUGCCGCAGCGGACGUCACUGAACCACAUCGUCAAGAAUCACCUCCAAGCAGACCAUGCUUCGACAUCGCGUCAUUGGAGUCAAUAUCUACACGGAUAUACUCCUGUAGAAUUUCCGUCUGUCACUCCUUACCGAACACCAGCCGAAAAGACCUCUGGCUGUGUGGAAGUUACUUCGGCUCUUAGCCACGAAACCCUAAAGAGACUGUCGCGGAGUAUCGGUUCAACGCCGCUUUCAGUGCUGCAGGCAGCCUGGGGCGCGAUCUUGUUGAGCUACACAGGUACACCCGAUCAAGACGUGGUUAUGGGCAGUGUGGUGUCCGGCCGACUGGAUGAGGCUUCUCAGGCGUGCAUUGGUCCGACAUUCACGAUAACGCCGUUGAGAAUUGCCAUCCAGCAGGCUAAAGCAGAUUCCGGAAUAUUAAACAACAAGCUAAUCGCUCGUCACCUGUCAUCAUCCAAUGCAAAAGCGCUGUCGCACCUGCAACCUCAACUAGGGUCCGUGACAGUGGAUGGCAAAACCCCGUAUGACACGGUCCUUGCAUACCAGGACUUUGGAUCAGAGCGCGCCUCUUCUUCGCUUUGGAGUUCAAUCCAGCAUCCCGAUAUGGCCAACGACUUCACGGUGAUGGUUGAGGUGGUUCCUGAGCCAGACCGUUCACUGACGUUGCGAGCAACCUUUGACAACAAGCUCGAUUCCGCCGCCGCUGAGAUCAUGUUACGCCAGAUGGACGAUGUUGUUCGCUAUAUCCUCGAAGUGCCAGAGGGGAAUUUCGAAGAUGCGCACUUACAGGCUCGAUCGGAUCUCAAGUCCAGCGCCAAUCCCAAUCCAAUUACGGCUCCAGAGGUUGCCGAAGGCGCACUCCUCCAGUCACAAUUCGAACAGCACGCCGCAUCACACCCGGAUGAUUUAGCAUUGAUAUUCAAGCAGGACCUGGAUGAUGAAACAAACCCAGGAAACAUCUCAUGGACAUACGCCGAGCUUAAUGCAAUGGCUGAAAAUCUGGCGGAGCACCUGCAUCAAGUCUGCGGAGACUUGAUAGAUGCUUCAGUCCCCAUCUGCAUCGAGAAGAGUCCUUCUCUGUAUGUUGCUAUUCUUGGGAUCGUCAAAGCUGGCGGUGCUUGGUGCCCCAUCGACACGCUCUCUCCCACCCAGCGCAGGCACGAUCUCAUUGCGCGAACGAGUGCUGGAGUCCUCCUUGUUUCGCAUUUGGAUGAGGAACAACCUGAGGGUGCAAUCCCUACUGGAGUCAAGGUAAUCGACGUCAGCCAGUUCACUCGGAAUGUUACUGUCAGCAAGAAAGUUCAGUCGAAACGCAGCAGGCCCAGUCCAUCCAACACGGCCUACUUGAUCUGGACCAGUGGUACAACAGGUGCCCCGAAGGGAGUCCCUAUCACGCAUGCCGCAGGUGUUUCUAGUAUGAAAUCGCUACAGGCUGACAUCCCCGGAAAUGCCGACGGUAGCACGGUCCGCUGUUUGCAAUUCUCGCAAUGUACUUUCGACGUGUCCGUCCAGGAUAUCUUCUAUACCUGGGGUAUUGGAGGUGUGCUUAUUGCUGGAACAAGGCAAAUCAUGCUUGAAUCCUUCCCAAAGCUCGCGAAUACAACGAAGGCAACUCAUGCCCACCUCACCCCGGCCUUUGCAGCUGGCGUUCCCCGGAAGAGCUGCAACACACUCAAAGUGGUGACCAUGAUCGGCGAGAAACUGACGCCGUCUGUAGCAGACGACUGGGGCACGGACAUGAAAGCCUACAACACAUACGGACCUGCCGAGGUCACGGUUGUCUCAACAAUCCGCGAGUUUGGGAACGAGCACAAGUCAAUCAAAAGCGCCAACAUCGGCUGGCCUAUGGAGACCGUCUCGGUGUUCGUGAUGAAGAACCAACACGUCGUCAUGAAGAACGCCAUUGGUGAAUUGGCACUCGGUGGUCCCCAGCUUUCGCCGGGUUACCUGAACCAAAAGGACGUCACAGAGGCUAAAUAUGUCUGGAAUGAUGAGGCCGGACAGCGGCUUUACUACACCGGUGACCUCGUGAGAAUGCUUUCUGACGGAUCGCUGGAGUAUAUCACGCGCGUUGACGAUCUAGUCAAGCUUGGUGGAAUUCGAAUUGAGCUUAGUGAGAUCAGCUUUGCUAUUCGUGGCUGUCAUCCUCAUGUUGAGACUAUUGAGACGCUAGUCUUGAGCCGUCCGGAUAGACCUACUCAGGUCGUUGUUGCGUUCCUUUGUGCCCCCAAGGCAGCGGCUGAAAACCAUGAUGGAGGUCUACUGUUACUGCAAGAUACCGGCUGUGAUAUCGCCCGUGCCGCGAGCGAGCAGGCACGCAAGUCUCUCCCAGAGAAUAUGAUACCAUCUGUAUAUCUGGUCGUCACAAGCAUUCCAAAGACCCCAUCUGCGAAGGUUGACCGUCGGGCAUUGCAGGCUGCUUAUGCAUCUGUGGACCUGGAGAAGUGGGAAAGCGAAGUCAACCCAGAGGACCCCGCUGGUGACCCCGAGGACGAAGUCGAUACCGCUAUAAGCACACAGAUAAUUGAUCUUGUAGCGUCUUUGGUCAACGUGGACGCCUCCUCUAUCACAAAGUCCAACCGGCUCAGAAGUCUUGGUGUUGAUUCACUACGCGCCACUCGCCUCGCUUUCAGACUCAAGGAGGCCGGUCUCCGUGCCUCAGUUAUGGAAGUUCUAGCUUGUAUUACGGUUUACGAUCUUAUCAAGCUAGCCCGGUCAUCAAGUGCCAAAAACACGGGGCCUCAAAAGUUCGACGUCAAGGCUUUUAAUGAUGCAUGGCACCCAGCAGUUGAGGGCAAGCUGUCUGACGAGUUUACAACAAUCCGCGCCACUGCGAUCCAGGAGAGUUUGCUUACUGAGACUAUGGGGACAUACAACAUGUACUGGAGCAACCAUUUCUUCCGACUUGGUCCUAACGUCGACAUCCCCCGGCUGAGACAGGCCUGGUUUGCCGUCUGCCAGAAGGCAGAGGCGCUACGAACUGGCUUUAUCCCAGUCGCCGAAGCACGGAACCAAAUGUCCAGCGACAAAUUAAAUUUCUCUAUUCUGCAGCUCAUAUACAAGCUUCCUGCCCUUGACUGGGAGUAUCACAAAUGUGCCGAUGACGAGUGGAGGGACGUAUUCAACAACCGGGUCGAGGAUAUCAUGUCUCAACACCAGAAGAACUAUUUCAGGACCCCGCCGUGGGCGGUUACGCUCCUCGACAAGGGUAGUGAAAGAGUUAUGGUGCUCACCUUGCAUCACUCCAUUCACGACGAGCCUUCCCUUCGCUUUAUCAUGGACGACGUACGGAGCGCGUAUACGUACAAGCCCCCAGCCAGAAACCAGCUGAGCGACGCCCUGUCGAUUCUCCUUGCAAAUGAGAACAAAUACUCAGAGACUACUGCCUUCUGGAAAUCUGAGCUCAAGGAAUUUGCCGACCUGGAUAGCGCAGUAUGGCCGGAUCUUACUGGAAAGAGACUUCCUCCAGGAGUGACCCCUGAGUACCGCUUGAUAUCUGAAGAGAUCCCCAUGACAGAGUCGGUCUCCAAGGUACAAUCUGCUGCGGCGAGUAUGGGUCUACAGUCCUUUGCCUCCAUAAUCCGCGCCGCAUGGGCCUACGUUUCGCUGUCUUACCUUGGACUACCGGCUACAGUCUUUGCGGAAACAUUGUCUGACCGAGUGUUUGAUCCUUCUCUUGAAAGCACCGUUGGACCUUUCAUAUCUGUUGUCCCAAUUCCAUUCCAUCCUCAAGGCACUGUCCGCGAGAUCCUGCAGGAACAGAACAGGGUAUCGGUGAAAUCCUGGAAACACCGCCAUAUUCACGCGCGUGAUAUCCGGAAAGCGCUGAACCGACCUAGAGGAGAGCCCUUAUACCCUGCUGUCUUCAACUUCCACGGGGAUAAUGAGUUGCCCGAAAACCGAUCCUUGCCUGAUAUUUGGGUCGAGCUUGAGGAUCAGAUAGGGCUACACGUCGAGCACGCAAUGGCCAUGAAUGUAUUCAAAUCUGCGGAUGGGAGCCUUGCACUGGAGGCAUCGUCGGACAGCCGACUAUUCAGUCGAGAGCACUUGCGCCUUUUUGUCCGGCAGAUUGACAGUCUCAUCAGCUCCAUGUUGUCGACCCCAGACGAGUCAUUCCCCCGUCUAGUCAGCGGACUUUCAUCUGAACUGCGCGCUCUAUCCAAUCGGGAGGUUAGCGACGAGGUCACCAAUUCGGUCUAUCAAGCCCCAACAUACUGGUUGGAGAAGAACGCGGACGCCCAUCCUGACUGGACAGCGGUCGAGGUCGCAAGCAGUAUUACAACAGACGGUAUCGAGAAGGAGGCAAUGAGCUACGCCACAUUGAACGGUGAAGCGAACCGCGUGGCUGCCUACCUGGCCUCUUUCGGAUAUAAAAACCGAGUCAUCGGUGUUUGUGCAGGACGAACACUGCCUUCCUACAAGAUAAUUAUUGGAAUUUUCAAAUCUGGAAACACUUAUCUCCCUAUCGAUGAGAGUCUGCCAGCUGAGCGGAAGGCAUUCCUAAGUGAGGAUGCAGACUGCCCGAUUGUCUUUACGGAGACCAGCUUUUCGGCCUCGUUCGCUGGUGUUCCAAACAGUUGCCGCGUGGAAUGCAUUGACGACCCCGAGAUCCAGAAGUCAAUCGCUGGAAUGUCUGCUGAGAACCGGGAUUAUAAUUCCCAUCCGGAUGAUAACUCGUACCUACUGUUUACGUCCGGGUCCACUGGGAAGCCAAAGGGUGUGAUGGUGACCAGGGCUAACCUCUCAUCCUUCAUCGAGUCCAUCUCAGAGUUCGCAUGCCAGAUUGCACCGGCCACGUUGGAGUUGGGAGGCACCGGAAGAUACCUUGCCCAAGCCAACCGUGCUUUCGACCCUCAUCUGCUGGAGAUGUUCUUCCCUUGGCGCCAUGGGAUGGCGACAGCUACAGCACCAAGGCCAAUGAUUCUCGAUGAUAUCGGCACAACUCUGUCAAAAUGGGAUAUCACGCAUGCAAGUUUCGUGCCCUCGCUCGUCGACCAGUCGAACAUUACUCCUGAGCAGUGCCCUACACUCAGAUUCAUGACUGUCGGUGGAGAGAAAAUCACCCAAAAGGUUCUUGAUACCUGGGCGUCUGCUCCCAAUGUUGCUAUCGUCAAUGCCUACGGUCCUACAGAGGCGACAAUUGGCUGCACAUUCGCGCAUAUCAACAAAGAUACCAACCUGAGGAAUAUCGGGCCACCAUUAACUGCCUGUGCAGCGCAUGUUCUCAUCCCAGGUACAAUGGACUACGCCCUGAGGGGACAAACGGGUGAGCUAUGUUUCAGCGGCGAUCUCGUCGCAAAGGGGUACCUCAAUCGACCAGAUGCAGCCGGCUUCCUCACUGGACCUGACGGUGUCAAGAUGUACCGUACUGGAGAUGUCGGGCGUCUGAUGGGCGACGACUCCGUAGAAUAUCUCGGACGUGGUGACGAUCAAACCAAGAUCCGCGGCCAGAGGCUGGAACCAGAAGAAGUGUCAGAAGUGCUACGAUCAUCUUCGCCCGUAUCCAUCGAUGUUGUCACAACCGUCGGAAAGCACCCCGGGCUCGCCAAAAUCCAGCUUAUUUCGUUUGUGUCCCGGUCCCAGCGUGGGAAGAAGCACGAUGAUGUCGCGUUCCUUUACUCUGACUUUGGUACACUUGGUCGAGAGCUCCAGGAGAUAUGCCGCAAGAAACUGCCUGGAUUCAUGGUGCCUGAGCUGAUUUUGCCUGUUACGUCCAUCCCUGUUGCAGCGAUGUCUGGAAAAGCAAACAUGAAGGAGCUCAAUCGGAUCUUCGCUGAGCUUCCACUCCAGACCGUUCUACAAGGAAACAAUACAGCCAGUGCGGACGCUGCGUCUGAAAGACCACUGAACGCCGAGGAGGAGGCUGUCGUUAAGGAAAUAUGCAAUGUCAUCUCAGUUGAUCCUGCCAGUUUCCAACCUCUGACCAACAUCUUCGAGAUUGGCCUGGACAGUCUAAGCGCCAUUGGGCUGUCUAUCAGACUACGCAACAUUGGAUAUGCUGCAUCCGUGGCACUUGUCAUGGGCAAUCCCAUUAUAGAGCAGCUUGCUCGCCUGCCUAGAUCUUCGGGUGCGGAGUCUAAAGUCUCGAAGGUACAAGAGCGAUCCAAGGAGCUGAAAGACCAGUACCAGAAACUUCCUUCUCGAGGUAUAGACGUCUCCCAGGUUGUGGUGGUCAGACCUUGUCUCCCUCUGCAGGAGGGCUUGGUUGCACGAUCUAUCAACAGUGACAGCGACCAGCUCUACGUCAACCAUGUCGUCCUGAAGCUUGAAAAUGUCGAUUCAUAUAAGCUUAAAGCGACCUGGCAAUUCAUUGCCAAUUCCAAUGACAUUUUGAGAACCGCCUUUGUUUCUCUGGAGAAGGAGAUUGCCCAAGUUGUUGUUUCAGCGAGCUCCUCCACAAUUCGAUGGACUGAAUCAAAGUAUGAUAACUUGGAUGAGGCAAUUCAGCAGCAAAAGUCACAGCAAGGACAAUUAUCACGAGAGAUCAUUUCGGAUAUCUCCAGUGUGCCACCAGUGCGUUUCCACCUUGCCAGGUCCUCGGCCGGAAAACACCCACUGGCUUUGUUCAUCUCCAUCCACCACGCGCUGUAUGACGGCGAGUCGUUCGCAAUGAUGCUAGACGAUGCUGCUAUGCGUUACCAAGGGGAGCCUCUCUAUAAAAGAGGCGCACCGUCCGCGUUCCUAGAGCAUGCUUGCUUCCAGGACACAGAGAAGGCCAAGCAACACUGGGAGCAGACACUGGCAGGGUGCAACCCUACAAACUUCCGAUCAGAGACAGAUACCGCGAAGAAAACUGUCCCUGUGCGUCGGAAUCUCAGCGUUAAACUUACCGAGUUGGAAAGCCGAUCCGCAAGUCUCCAAACGACAGUUCCUAACUUGAUGCAAGCGAUAUUCGCUCUCUUGCUGGCUGAUUACGUCGGUACAUCUGAUGUGACAUAUGGCCUUGUUAUGUCAGGGCGAACUGUAUCAGCUGCAGGUGCCGAUUCGGUGCUUCUACCAUGCAUCACUACUGUACCAGCGCGUUUGAAUACCAAUGACUUGCAGAACGUCAGUGACGUGGUGACCGCCGUCCAGAGGUCCACUGUUCGGUCUCUGGAAUUCCAGCACACUCCGCUGAGAAAAAUUCAGCAGUGGGUGAAAUCCGAAGUUCCGCUCUUCGACUCGUUAUUCUCAUAUAUCCGCGCCACCGAGUCACCCGGACAUGACCUGUGGAAGGAACUGGACAGCCAUAUGCCCUCGGAAUACCCACUCGCACUCGAGGUGCAGGCUGAUAGCGCCGCGGAUACCGUCCAACUGGACUGCAUCUUCUCAUCCGACUUUGGGUCACAACCGGAUGGAGAGGAGUUCGUGGAGAAAAUUGACGCGGUCCUUUCCGAUUUACUAUCAGGGGGAAGCCUGCCUUUGGAUAGCUUCAAUCUUGCAAACUCACAAGUUUCUGGCCCCCGAGCUUCUGCUACGAAAUGGGAUGACUCGACAUGGUCCGAGUCAGAAACGAGAAUUCGAGAAUUUGCAUCCGCCUUUUGUGGGCUGGAUAUUUCUGCUGUGUCCAAGGGUGCUUCGUUCUUGAGCCUUGGUAUUGACUCGGUUACGGCUAUCCAGUUCGCUCGCAGACUUCGUGACGAGGGAUUCAAGACUUCUUCGUCCGAUAUAAUGCGGUUUACAUGUGUGGGUGCACUGGCGAAGCACAUUGACGAAAUCACCUCCAAGCCGCAGGUCAAUGGUGUUAAUGGCGUCAAGCACGAGAGCGCUGUACCAAUUGGCACUUACGGACAGCAUGUUCCUUGCCUUGGUGAGAACGACUCCGUUGCCUCUAUGUUCAAGUGUACACCCCUGCAGUCAGGAAUGAUCACACAGACCAUCAGCUCUGGUGGAAAGGUCUAUGUUAACCCUCAUCCCAUCCGCCUUAAUGACUCGGUGGACAUCGACAAGCUCAGGUCCGCUCUGCAUGAUGUCAUUCGGAUGAACGAAAUCCUACGGACUUCUUUCCACCUUAUUCAGGGUCUCGGCGAGAGUUGGAUUGGUGCGGUGCACAACAAUCCUCCGUUUGAAUGGACCGAGAUCUCCCUACCAUCAACUGCUAAUGUGCUGUCCGAGGUCAUGUCUCUUUUCACCUUGGAUGGCGAAGACUCUUUCCAGACCCCGCCGAUACGCUCUGUACUCGUUAAUCAACCUGGCUCCAGGGUUCUUGUUAUCGUGAUCCACCAUUCCCUCUACGAUGGUGCCUCCCUCCCUUUUGUCUUCGAGGACCUUGCAGCAAUAUACGCGGGUCAGUCCCCAGAAAACCGUCCCCAGUUCUCGGAAAUGGUACCGUAUGUCCUGGAAGAACAAGAAAAGAGCUGCGAAUUCUGGACCGACAAGCUAAAGGGCUACCAACCCGUCGAGAUCCCGCAGCUCCAGGGCACUUCUCCAUCUGCAGAGCGCAUGUUCGCCUCCGAGCACCGAAUUUCCCUCGACUUAGCCAAAAUAACGGAAGCCUGCAAGGAGAUGGAAGUCACAGUCCAAAGUAUCGCUCUCCUGGCCUAUGCAAAAGUAUACGCCCAACUCGUCGGCACACGCGAUGUCGCCUUCGGACAGGUCCUUGCUGGACGCAACCUACCUCACCCCGAUGCGGAUCGCACACUUGGGCCGCUGUUCAACACCGUUGCGCACAGAGUCACCCUUGAUCCCAAAUUCCUAAGCAAUAGGGCUCUCGUGCAGCGACUGCAGCAACAUACUUCCGACGCACAGACCCACCAACAUGCACCGUUGCGGACCAUUCAGAACACACUACGACAGUCCGGGCAACUUGGGUCUUCCCAGCUCUUCGACGCCCUAUUCGUCUUCCAGAAGAGUGCCGCACUUUCCGAGAGCACACUGAACGAACAGGAUAUCUGGGUACCAUUUGAAGCCGAUGACUAUGUGGUUGACGCUGAGUACAAGCUUAACAUUGAAGUUGACCACGCACCGGACGGGAUUGUUCUUACGGCAACAUCGAACGGAUUGUACAUCGAUCAAGAAAUGCUCGAUAACCUCGUCCGUGGAUUUGACGCCGUCUUCUGCGAUAUCAUUGAACAUCCCACGAGAUCCUCGACAACAGUGUCCCAAGGGCUCGGAGAUCUGCCAUUGAAACAGGACGUGGAGAGGGACGAAGACCUUCCUGCGCACGACUCUGAAGCUCCUGCACAUGAGGCCACUAUCAAGUCAGUGCUGGCUGAGGUCGCCGGCGUCCCAGUCGAAGAUAUCAAACCGGCGACAAGUAUUUUCAAUCUCGGUCUCGACUCCCUAACCGCCAUUCGAAUUGCGUCCGUUUGUCGAGGCAAGGGAUUGAAGACCAGCGUGGGCGACAUCCUCCAGGGAAAUACCCUGCGUGGUAUCAGUCAACGCGUGAAGCCGGCGACGACAUCUAAUGAGCUUUCUCAGGGCGCAUUAAUCAAGGACUAUCCUCGUGUUGAACAGGAGGUUCUUGCAAAGCUCAACUUGAAGAAGGAAGCCAUCGAAACAAUUCUACCUUGCUUACCAGGGCAAUUCCAUCACCUUGCAAGCUGGCUGAAAGCUGACCGAGCCCUGCUCGAACCAGCCUGGGCGUUCUUCAGCCAAGAGCGUCUUGAUAGUGCAAAACUUGAGACUGCGUGGUCUACACUCCGCGAGCGGCAUCCGGUACUACGCACGGUUUUCGCGACUACCUCGCCGUCGGAGGCUGUCCAGGUUGUCUUGAAGGAUGUAAGAGGUUCGAACACAUUCAAGUCUGUCGAGUCUACCGAGGAUAUUAGCGAGCUGGCCAAGGCGCAGUCUCGAGAAGAAGCCCUGCAACCGUCUUCACUGCUCUCCCCGCCUGUGCGGCUUCGACAUCUCAAAGCUGCUGACAAUGACGGUAUUCUCAUCAUAAUCCACCACUCUCUCUACGACGCAUGGUCAAUGCCCAUGCUUGUAUCCGAGCUAAGUCAGCUCUACCGGGGCCAGGCACUGGAUGCAAGCCCCGAAUUCCCUGCCUUUGUGGAUUUCUCGUUCCGCUCUCUUGCGCCGCUUGACGAGAAGGCAUACUGGACGUCAGCACUGAAAUCUCCAUCGUCAACAUUCAUCAAAGGCACCGGUGACACCUCGCAACUUCCCAAACAGAUGUUCAUCGGCGCAUGGGAGAAGGUCAACAACCUCUCCGUCAUGGAAUCCAAAUGCCGGUCUGCAGGCUUGAGCCUUCAAACAAUUGUUCUUCUCGCAGCGGCCCGUUCUAUUGCUAAGGCCACCGGAGUCGCAAGUCCAGUUAUGGGUCUAUACCAGACAGGACGAUCUGCAGCAUUCAACGACAUUGAAAAACUGGCCGGACCCUGCCUGAAUGUCAAUCCAUUAGUCGUCCAAGACGCCAUCCCCACUACUACUCAAGAUAAAGAACAAGAGAUUAUACAACAAGCACAAAACAUCCAAGCUUCCCUUGCAGACCGCGUCUCCUACGAACAAAGCUCCCUCCGUGAUAUCCUAGGCUGGGUUAACCCAGAAGGCCCAACACCACUAUUCAACACCUGGGUCAACCUCCUCUGGAUGCAGAACAACAUCCCACGGGCGCCGGAGCAACCUCCUAAGCAGAAUGGCACCCAUAACGAAAUCAUCGAGCUCUUCCAGCCGCUCCGCAUUGGCGUACCCACAGACUUCCUUCCGGCUCAACCGCUACCUGUCUCGACCACACCAAUCGAUGGCCUGGAUACUUCCUUCUUAUCAGAGGAGAAUAUAUUCCUGGAUAUCGGGCCUAACCAGGCGACAGACAGUAUUGGCUUCGGGGUGCGUGUUGAGGGCGGCUUCCUUUCUGAACAGGAGGUCAGAGAGCUUGUGGAUGGGAUUGCAUCAGAGAUAGAGGGCAUUGUUUCUCGUUUGGCUUGAUAUAUGUUAUAGAUUUCCUUUCGUAUAUUUUUUGUAUAUUUUUGUAUUAAGAAUGAUUAUUAGAUUUGUACUUUGGCGAUGCUGUACUUUGACUCAAUUAGAUAAACGCAUGUUAGAUUGUACAUACAUAUGACAAAAAACAAUUAGAUUAUAUUCCCAG
Messenger RNA from Aspergillus versicolor CBS 583.65, 14689 nucleotides. It is a transcript of the gene sidC, whose product is annotated as nonribosomal siderophore peptide synthase SidC. Lineage: Eukaryota; Fungi; Ascomycota; Eurotiomycetes; Eurotiales; Aspergillaceae. The transcript is spliced from 2 exons. The record is from RefSeq and is a predicted model, not a curated record. Gene Ontology annotation, cellular component: cytoplasm. Bases 280 to 14529 code for a protein of 4749 amino acids. Gene Ontology annotation, biological process: secondary metabolite biosynthetic process; amino acid activation for nonribosomal peptide biosynthetic process. Gene Ontology annotation, molecular function: catalytic activity; phosphopantetheine binding.